Messenger RNA from Teleopsis dalmanni, 490 nucleotides. RefSeq lists its product as uncharacterized. The record is from RefSeq and is a predicted model, not a curated record. Lineage: Eukaryota; Metazoa; Arthropoda; Insecta; Diptera; Diopsidae. Bases 62 to 490 code for a protein of 142 amino acids. The transcript has 3 exons.
AAAAAUUAUAUAUUUGAUUGUGUUGCAUAAAAUUUCUGUGUUAUAAAUUCUUAAGAGCAGAAUGCCACGAGCUAAACAACAAAAAGGUAUAAAGAGAGAUCUCUUGCUUUCAAAAUCUGAACAGCAAUUAUCACCACUAUUUCAAGCGGAAUUUGGCAGCCGUACUCAUGGCGAUAAGUAUCCUAACGCUCUUCAUACCGGUGGUCAUGGUGGACAUCGCGGUGCUGGUGGCUAUGGAAGAGGUGGUCGAGGCAGUGCUGGGCGUGAACGUGGGCGAGCUCGUGCUCGUACUGGUGCUCGUACAAGAGCCAAACCUCGGAUAUCCAGCACAGAAAUUGAUGUCGAACUCUGGAUGGGUGAUGAUCAACCUUCUAACGUAAACCCACCCAAUGUUUUUUGCACUUAUAUAGUGCCUUUUUUCGGCUUCAUUACCAUAUGCGCAACUAUAUUAUUUAUUUUGAUAAAUUUAUUUCGCAAAUUUUUCUUGUGA